Messenger RNA from Anisakis simplex (herring worm), 2460 nucleotides. NCBI's taxonomy places the organism in Eukaryota, Metazoa, Nematoda, Chromadorea, Rhabditida, Anisakidae. The record is from the annotation of a GenBank genome assembly.
AUGAGCGGCUGGUCAGUAAAGUCUGCAAUUUGCGUUGCCGUAACAGUAUCGUUAAUCGAUUUCUUAAUAACAUGCUUCGCGAUUAGUUGGCAUGAUGAAGAGCCAUCUUGGACGACGUUCACGAAGCAGUUCAGUGAAUACUCGUUCAUGGCAUCAACAACUGACUUCUUUGUUCUAUGCUGCAUUCGAAUUGCAAUUCUGGUGUUCGGUGCGGCCAUUUUGCUGAGCCAAGCUCAACCUUACGUACUGAUUAGUAAAUUACCACGUUUCAUUUCCUCACUUUCAAUCCUCUUUUUCGCGUUCUCACCAACCAAACUUCUCGCUUUAUGCGAUGAUAAGUCGAUUCUUUUCGUUGGUGAUUAUUUGAAUAUAAUAUGGAGCUUUAUUGCCUCAUUCAUUAUGUACCGCAUUUGGAGUGGUAUUUACAUGAAGACUGCCAGUUCCUAUGAACCAUUGGAACAAGAGACGUCUGAAGAGAAUGGAGAUGAAGAGAAUGAAGUGAAGCAACCACCGAAGCAGACGUUCGAAUUAAUUCUACGAUUACUGGAAUAUUGUGAAAGAGAAUGGAUUUGGCACCUUUCCGGUUUCACAUGGCUCUUCAUUUACGCGAUUACUCGAAUUUUCGUACCAUACUAUACCGGUCAAGUUGUUGCAACCGUUGUACAAGCUAAGCGCGAUCAUCCUGAUGAUCCCGAUAUUGGUUAUCAACUUCUCAUGGAUAGCGUUAAACUUAUGACUAUUAUUUCCUUCGCCUCUGCGAUUUCUGGUGGGUUCCGCGGUGGGUCGUUCGAAUAUGCGUACGCUCGUAUCAAUCGAGCGAUACGUUUCAGCUUAUUCGAUCGUUUGGUGAAGCAAGAAGUUGCAUUCUAUGAUGACCAUAAAACUGGUGAAGUAACAUCCAGAUUGACAGCCGAUUGUCAGACAAUGUCAGAUACGGUCGCACUUAACGUCAACGUAUUCCUUAGAAAUAUCGUUAUGUUAGGUGGUUCAAUGCUAUUCAUGAUGAGCCUUUCAUGGCGAUUAUCACUAGUCACGUUCAUUGUCGUUCCAAUCAUCUUUGUCGCUUCCGAAUUCUUCGGCACCUAUUAUGAUAAGUUAACGGAGCUUACACAAGAGGCCGUGGCUCGUAGUAAUGAUGUUGCCGAAGAGGUAUUGAGCACCAUGCGAACCGUGCGCUCGUUUGCUUGCGAAAACUUCGAAGCUGACAGAUAUUAUGUGAAAUUAACGGAUACUUUGAAUGUGACAAAAAAGAAAGCAGGCGCUUAUGUCGGUUUUCUUUGGGUCAGCGAGGUAAGCAUUUCGAAUUAUUUGGUAAUGCUGACAGAACAAACCACACUUGCCUUUGCAUUGUGUGAAAUGGGUGAAGUAUGGACCGGUCUAAUGCAGAGUGUCGGUGCAUCUCGCAAAGUGUUCGACUACAUCGACCGACCUCCACGAAUUACCAACGAUGGCCAAUUUAAGCCAGAUCAAAUGAAAGGACGUAUCGAAUUUCGCAAUGUUUACUUCAAUUACCCAACACGUCCAGAUCUACCAAUUCUCAAAGACCUUUCAUUUACGGUUGAACCAGGACAAACGGUUGCAUUAGUUGGACCAUCAGGCAGUGGGAAAUCGUCAUGUGUAGCUCUUUUAGAGCAUUUUUAUGUGCCGAACAGUGGACAAGUUCUUGUUGAUGGAAUACCAGUCGAGGAUUACGAUCAUCAUGUGAUCCACAAUAAAAUUGCACUCGUUGGUCAAGAGCCGGUACUGUUCGCGAGAUCGGUUACAGACAAUAUUGCUUAUGGAUUGGAUUCAGUGUCUGAUCAAGAUAUUAUAAAUGCGGCACAAAUGGCAAACGCACAUGGCUUCAUCAUCCAUACCACUGAUAAGUACAAUACAAACGUCGGUGAACAAGGAAGUCAAAUGUCGGGAGGUCAAAAACAGAGGAUAGCGAUUGCUCGUGCGCUCGUCAGACGACCAGUUAUAUUGCUGUUGGAUGAAGCAACAUCAGCGUUGGAUACAGAAAGUGAAGCACAAGUUCAAGAAGCAAUCUAUAAGAAUCUCAAAGGCAAAUCCGUUCUGUUGAUUGCACAUCGAUUGAGCACGGUGGAAAUGGCCGAUAAAAUUGUUGUCAUUGAAAAUGGUCGUGUUGAACAGCAGGGAACUCAUGAAGAAUUGCUCAGUCAGGAAGGACUUUAUAAGGUAUGUGCUUGUAUUUGUUGUUAUAAAAUACGUCGGUUUGCAAGCAGCCACAUCAAUCUUGUGCAACGUGAAAUGAUGCAAACUGAAGAAGAGCGAUCCAAAUUGCCAGCAAGCAGCACACGAAGCCAGUUACCAUCCACAAGCACCGUUCCACCAAAGGCAACGUCCACAGUAAGCACUCGCUCCCAAAAAUCUGGAUCUUCACCCAGAACUCAAAGCACUGCCAGAAGUCUUCUCGCCACAUCAUUCACGCCUUCCACUUCCAAUUAUCAAGCACGUUAA